CUCUCACACUCUGUGUUAAUCUUUGCUGUCGUUUGGCUCGCUCUACGCACCAGCGGUUCUCAACACCUCACGCACCAUGUCUGCUGAAGCUGAAGUCGCUAAGCCCGCUGCCGCCACCAAGGCCAAGGGACGCAAGUCUGGAGCUGCUGCCAAGAAGGCGAAGAAGCCCGCAAACCACCCGAAGUACACCGACAUGGUAAAGAACGCCAUCGUUGACUUGAAGGAACGUGGAGGAUCUUCCCGUCAGGCCAUUCAUAAGUACAUCAUGGCAAACUACGACGUCGGCAAGGACACCAAGGUGGUAAAUACUCACCUGAAGCAGGCCCUCAAGCGAUCUGUGCAGACCGGAGUUCUGAAGAGGUCCAAGGGUACUGGAGCAUCUGGAUCCUUCCGUCUUGCUGACAAGGCUGAGAAGGCUCCCAAGAAGAAGGUCGCGGUGAAGAAGCCCGCUGCCAAGAAGUCUCCCGCCAAGCCCAAGGCCGCGAAGAAGCCCGUAGCUAAGCCCAAGAAGGCUGCAUCCCCGAAGAAGGCCGCAGCUAAGCCUAAGGCUGCCACCAAGGCGGCGAAGCCCAAGGCUGCUGCCAAGCCCAAGACACCCAAGAAGACGAAGCCCGUGAAGAAGGCAUCUCCGAAGAAGCCCAAGGCCAAGAAAGCCACACCAGCUAAGAAGGCAGCGAAGAAGUAAACUUCAUCGUCAUCUGGGAGACUUCAUCAUGUAAAUAGUAAAUCAUGACAUUUAUUUAUCUCGCUGUUCAUACUGCGGUAUGCCAUUUGUUGUACAUCUGUAUAUACUUCAUCCCAACAUCACAAUCAUGUCAUCCACGCGCCAAAAUAAAAGGUGUUUUUGUACA
Ornithodoros turicata is the source of this 851-nucleotide messenger RNA. Its product is annotated as histone H1-delta-like. Gene Ontology annotation, molecular function: double-stranded DNA binding; structural constituent of chromatin; nucleosomal DNA binding. Gene Ontology annotation, biological process: chromosome condensation; nucleosome assembly; negative regulation of DNA recombination. The coding region runs from base 77 to 685 and encodes 202 amino acids. The transcript has a single exon. The record is from RefSeq and is a predicted model, not a curated record. Gene Ontology annotation, cellular component: nucleus; nucleosome. Lineage: Eukaryota; Metazoa; Arthropoda; Arachnida; Ixodida; Argasidae.